Thunnus maccoyii (southern bluefin tuna) is the source of this 2520-nucleotide messenger RNA. RefSeq names its product melanophilin b (gene mlphb). The record is from RefSeq and is a predicted model, not a curated record. Gene Ontology annotation, biological process: intracellular protein transport. Lineage: Eukaryota; Metazoa; Chordata; Actinopteri; Scombriformes; Scombridae. Gene Ontology annotation, cellular component: cortical actin cytoskeleton. Gene Ontology annotation, molecular function: myosin binding; small GTPase binding; actin binding. Bases 86 to 1957 code for a protein of 623 amino acids. The transcript has 15 exons.
CUCUAAACACAAUUGCAUUUUAUGUUUCCAAACUGUAGCCCAACGCCCGGCAGACUACCAGCUCACAGGCAUCAAAUUCAGAAUAAUGCCUGGCGCCACUACAGGCAAGAAGCUGGAUCUCUCCAAGCUCACAGAUGAGGAGGCCAAACAUGUGUGGGAAGUCGUCCAGCGAGAUUUUGACCUAAGGAAGAAAGAGGAAGACAGGCUUGGGGAGCUAAAGACCAAGAUUGAGAAGGAAGACACCAAGAGAGAGCUGUUGGGGAACCAGACCAGCCUGACUGAGUCUCAUUGUAUUCGCUGUCUCGAGCCCUUCAAGUUCCUGGUCAACAGCAAGCGUCAGUGUCUAGACUGCCAGCUGUAUGUCUGCAAGUCCUGCAGUCGUUACAACAAGAAGGAGCAUGGCUGGGUGUGUGAUCCCUGUCGCAUGGCCAGGGUCCUCAAGAUCGGCACUUUGGAGUGGUUCCAUGAAAACGUCCGUGCCCGGUUCAAGCGCUUUGGUAGCGCCAAGGUGAUGCGAUCACUCUUCAAAAGGCUCAGUGGAGAACACGACUGCUCUCCAGAUGACCUUGGAGAGCACCAUGAAUAUGACACACAGAGCAACCCUGAAGUCCACACAGAUGGAUAUGAGGAGCACAGUAUCGAUGCCACAGAGUCACAACACUACAAAGGGAUGAAAAAGACCAAAAGGCGGCUAACUGUCGAUCCCUUUGAUUUGGAUCUGGACUACUCCAUCGAAUCAAGAGGACAAUCCAAUCAGGCCCCAGGCUCCAACGACAUCACGGUCACGGACGUAGCUGUGAGGGAGUCGAUGCUUGCUGAGGCUGACAUGGCCUUUGUUUUCCAACAGAUUUUGGAGGAGCAAUGCAAAAGUAUGGAGUUCAAUACGGAUGUUGGACUUGACCUCAGCCGGAGGAUGGACCUUGGAUUGACUCCACAACAAGAUGACCUUGCGUACCCGGACAACCGAACGAUCCCAUCUCGCUCCAUCUCCCGACUCAGCUACUCCUCAUGUGGCAGUGGAAGUGCUGGUGGCCCCCGAGGCAGCAGCAUCUAUCUGCCCGGCCCUGAUUACUCCGAGGAAGAGGACAUCCACAGCCAACCCUACCUGUUCUACCAGUCUCAUCCUGGUCCCUGCAGCCACACAUCCCAGGAGAGCCUGAGCUCAGCAAACCCUCCACCACAGAUCACUGACUUGAACAGACGCAUGUCAGCCAUUGAGGCCCUCUUGAACCGAUUAGAGCAGAAGGUCACCCCGACAUCCGACCAGACCAACAAGGCUCUUCAGACGCCAAACAGCACCUCUCCUCUUCCUCAGUGGGAGGAAGUGGACCUAGAGGAGCAGCAACUAAGACAGAAGCUGCAUGAGAUGACAGACAACAUCAGCGACCACAGCCUCUCUGAUGAGGAGGACUCCAACAGGCCAGAAAAAUCCCAAGAGAUCCCAGUAUGGAGGAGCCCAGAGAGAGAAGCCAAGGCUACCAGGAUCCCUUCCAGACCCACAUCCAGAACAAGCAUCGUCCUCUCCAGACUCGAGGAAAAGCAGCCUGAGCUGACUGACUCUCUGAAGACAAACCAUUCAACAGAAAGCUUGGAGAGAAAGUGGCGCCCCCUGGAGGAGGGAUCAAAGGCAAGCUUCAAAGGCUCAACAGCCUUACUGGUUGAGCUGGAGGACAAGGUAGCCCAAGCAGCUGCUGAGGUCCAGAGCGCCCAGAGUGAGGUCUCUUACAUAGAGGACAGGAUUGCUGCUCUGAACGCUGCUGGUAUGCCAACGGAUAAAAAGAAAAAGUCUGCAAUACCGAUCCAAGCAAGAAGACUCUCCCACAACUUUCCCACAAGCCAGAUGGACAGGUUUGUGAGGAACUCCCUCUACAGGGGCUCCCUGACACAGAGGAACCCAGUGGCCAAGCCCAAGACCAGGGCAACCUGUGCGAAACCAGUAAUGACGCAGGGCUCAUGAGGAGACUGAGCAUCAUAUGACUGAGAAGUUUAUUACAGUUUGUGAUGAACUGGAAUUCAGCUGGAAUGGAUUUAAGUCUCCUUAAAGAGUUUCCUUUUUACAUUUCAGAGACUGUCAACUGGGGUGGGACUGCUUCAGUUUAUAUUUAAAAAUGUGUCCUUGUGAUAUUGUGUCAUUUUACUGAGUUACAUCCACACCGUAUUUAUACUAUGUGUGUGAGUUACACAUGAUAUGCACUAACUUCACUAUACCUGCAUCUUAGGUUCAAAAGCUAAAGCUUCCAAUUUGUCUUUUGCUGGUAGUUACACUGUCCAAAAACUAUUCUAAAGCUGCAACUAAUGGUUAUGUUCAUUAUCAAUUAAUCUGUCAAAGAUUUUCUCAAUUAAUCAAUUAGUCCCUCGGUCUUUAAAAUGUCAGUAAAAGGUGGAAAAUGUCUGUCACAGUCUCCCAAACCCCUAGGCGAUGUCCUUGUCUGGUCCCCACCGACAGUCCACAAGAUCAGAAAGAUCUUCAGUUUAUUUUCACAGAAGACUAAAGAAACCAGAAAAUAUUUAUAUUUGAAG